AUGACCUUAGUGGGAGCUAACGACGAAAAUACAUUACCAAUGAUGUUGGGGGUACAGCAGCAUCACCACCACAGUGGUUUACAUACAAACAAUAUCACCAACAACACCGGCAUCAAUGUCCAACGUGGUAACGUGAUUGUCUCGACAGUUGGUGUUACAACAAAUGACUUGAAGAUUCAGAAUUGCAAGAGGAGCAAAGUGUACCAGGCAACCCCAUAUGGAACAGUACCACAUCAGCCAGCAUCAGUGGCACGUAGAAAUGCAAGGGAGAGAAAUCGAGUUAAACAAGUAAACAAUGGAUUUGCAACAUUACGCCAGCACAUACCCCAGAGUGUGGCACAGGCACUUGGUGGUAAUACAGCUGGUACACACGGUGGUACCAGAGCUGGAUCAAAGAAAUUAUCAAAAGUUGAGACCCUGAAGAUGGCAGUUGAAUACAUAAGAAGUCUCCAACGUUUGUUGGACGACGAUAGCUCGGACACAAGCAGUGCACCAUCAACAUCACCAUCACCAGUGUCAUCAAAUUGUGGAUCAACAUCGAGAAUUGAUAUGCACACAAAUGAGCUGCAUUCACCGCAUGUUACGGAUAUACAUCGACAACAUCUUAGGCAGAAUCCAAGCCCGUCGUCCUUCGUACCAGCGCCAUGCUCCGAGGCAUCCAGUUCACCGACCCCGAGUUUCAUCUCCGAAACAUCGUCCGCUGGUAGUCAGGGAUAUGGUAGUACAUCAACAGCACUGUAUCCAUCCCACAACGAUAGCUAUGAUAAUUAUGGUCCAAUGAGUCCUGAGGAUGAGGAGUUACUUGAUGUCAUCACCUGGUGGCAGCAGAGCCAAUGAGAACCGAAUAUUCACGCUCCAUCGAGCGUCGUCGAUGAUUCUCCAGAAUUGUCUUUGGAGAUGUCACUGACGGGGCUGAACCAGGUGGAGGUUAAACAAAAUUCACUCGGGCUGUUCCAUCAACUGUGAUCUAGUCAUGUACACUCUGUACAACAACCUCUAUGUGCUUAACAAGAAGGGAAAUAAAAAAUGAGGGAGAUGACGGGAGGUGCCUCGAUACCCUGCUGAGAAUAUACCUUCCAACAUUCACCAACUUUUUAGUUGAACUCGUUGAAACACCGAGUUUACGAGUCGUCGACAAAUUUUUGUCCGUACAAGAAUAUUUUUUAACGAAUUCAAAAAGAGACUAUGUACAUAAAUUUUUUUUUAAUUCUAUAAAUAUUGUAUAUUACGUUAAUGUUAAGAUAUUUUACGGAAUUUAAAUUGUAAGAUAGAGCAGAGAGAUAGAGCGGAUGAACGAGUAGAAUUAUAUCGAUUCAUGGAUUUGCCGAAGGCAGUGAAUAAUAAAUAUUAAUUCACUCGAAAUUCCAAUUCGCUCAGUUAUUUAUGAAUGAAUCGUUUAUUUUAGUGAAUCAGUUUCUCAAUUCGUCGAUGAAAAAUUGAAUCUUCAUUAAUUCGACUGAAAUGCCAGUGCCUUAUGUAUGAUUUUGUAAUUUUAUCGGCUGAUAAAAUCGUUAAAUAU
This is a messenger RNA of Diachasmimorpha longicaudata, 1519 nucleotides long. Its product is annotated as achaete-scute complex protein T3-like. Gene Ontology annotation, biological process: developmental process; regulation of transcription by RNA polymerase II. Lineage: Eukaryota; Metazoa; Arthropoda; Insecta; Hymenoptera; Braconidae. The transcript is spliced from 2 exons. Bases 1 to 837 code for a protein of 278 amino acids. The record is from RefSeq and is a predicted model, not a curated record. Gene Ontology annotation, molecular function: RNA polymerase II transcription regulatory region sequence-specific DNA binding; DNA-binding transcription factor activity, RNA polymerase II-specific; protein dimerization activity.